Messenger RNA from Contarinia nasturtii (swede midge), 888 nucleotides. RefSeq names its product BTB/POZ domain-containing protein 2-like. Bases 1 to 888 code for a protein of 295 amino acids. The transcript has a single exon. The record is from RefSeq and is a predicted model, not a curated record. Lineage: Eukaryota; Metazoa; Arthropoda; Insecta; Diptera; Cecidomyiidae. Gene Ontology annotation, molecular function: protein binding.
AUGGAGUCAUUAAUGUACAAAAAUCGUUUGCCUUCCAAGGGAAACAAGCGAAACUAUUUGAACGACCAAACUGCCGAUGUGUUCUUCGUCUUCGAAACAGAAUACAAAAAGGUGCCAGCGCACAAAAGUGUCUUAUCACAAAACAGCACUGCGUUUAAAUCAAUGUUCAACAAUACAUCGGAUCAAAACGGUGUCAUCAAGGUUGUCGACUUCACAUCGGGUGCUUUCAAAGAAUUCUUACAGUUUUUCUACCUCGCCAAGGUCCAACUAACUUCGGCCAAUGUAAUGGAAGUGAUGCGCCUGGGUAGAAAAUUUGCGGUUAAAAAUUGUCUCGACGCAUGUGCCGAAUUGUGUAAGUCGAUGCUUACAAUGGACACUAUGUGUUGGGGCUACGAACUAGCGAUUCGAUUUGAAUUAGAUGAUUUACGAGCAUUUUGUGAGCGAAAAAUCAGCGAAAAUCCAGAGAAGAUAUUCCAUUCGAUUAGCUUUUUACUAUGUGAACCGAAUGUUUUGCAACAAAUUCUACAGUUAGAUUCAAUGGACUGCGACGAAACAAUGGUAUUUGACGGUUGCAUGGCUUGGGCGAAAUCAACGUGCAUUGAGAAGGAAUUGGAUGAAAAUCUUGUUGAAAAUCUUCGUCGUCAGUUGGGCGAUUUAAUUUAUGACAUUCGCUUCAGCGCAAUGAAUAUUGUCGAAUUUUAUGAUCGAUAUUGCAUGUAUGAAGGUCUUUUUUCAGUGGAAGAGUUCGAAAACAUUAUCACCAUGAUUGCAUUAAAACAAUGCGAUUCGAAAAAGUUCAACAAACAUCCGCGCAAUAAAAUAAUUCAGCAGAAGUCUGAUUUCAUUUCAUUCAAACAACGGGUGAUUAACACAUUUAAAACCUCAUAA